Messenger RNA from Arvicanthis niloticus (Nile rat), 1302 nucleotides. The record is from RefSeq and is a predicted model, not a curated record. Lineage: Eukaryota; Metazoa; Chordata; Mammalia; Rodentia; Muridae.
AUGCUUGAGACCUACUGGAACCUCACUGCUAUAGGCUAUAAUUUGGAAGUCCAUCCUACUAAAGAACAACGUCAAACUUCUAGAAGUCAUGAAAGACCAACUGUAAAAUUGAUUCAUAAUGAUAAAAUGAUUGAUCCGGCUAAUAAAUGUGGUAAAGCUUUCACAUGUGCCCAUUACUGUUGCAGGCAUGAAAGAAGUCAUACUGGAGAGAAACCUUAUGAAUGUAACCAAUGUGGUAAAGCCUUUUCAUAUCAUAGUCAUCUCCAAAGACAUAAAAGAACACAUACUGGAGAGAAGCCUCAUGAAUGUAAUCAAUGUGAUAAAGCCUUUUCAUGUCACAGUAGUCUCCAAAGACAUAAAAGAACACAUACUGGAGAGAAACCUUAUGAAUGUGAUCAAUGUGGUAAAGCCUUUUCACAAAACAGUAGUCUCCAAAGUCAUAAAAGUACACAUCUUGGAGAGAAGCCUCAUGAAUGUAAUCAAUGUGGUAAAGCCUUUUCACGUCACAGUAAUCUCCAAUAUCAUAAAAGAACACAUACUGGAGAGAAACCUUAUGAAUGUAAUCAAUGUGGUAAAGCCUUUUCACAGCACAGUAGUCUCCAAUAUCAUAAAAGAACACAUACUGGAGAGAAACCUUAUGACUGUAAUCAAUGUGGUAAAGCCUUUUCUCGUAACAGUCAUCUCCAAUAUCAUAAAAGAACACAUACUGGAGAGAAACCUUAUGGUUGUAAUCAAUGUGGUAAAGCCUUUUCAUAUCACAGUAAUCUCCAAUAUCAUAAAAGAACACAUACUGGAGAGAAACCUUAUGACUGUAAUCAAUGUGGUAAAGCCUUUUCUCGUAACAGUCAUCUCCAAUAUCAUAAAAGAACACAUACUGGAGAGAAACCUUAUGGUUGUAAUCAAUGUGGUAAAGCCUUUUCAUAUCACAGUAAUCUCCAAUAUCAUAAAAGAACACAUACUGGAGAGAAACCUUAUGAAUGUAAUCAAUGUGGUAAAGCCUUUUCACAACACAGUAGUCUCCAAUAUCAUAAAAGAACACAUACUGGAGAGAAACCUUAUGAAUGUAAUCAAUGUGGUAAAGCCUUUUCACGUCACAGUAAUCUCCAAAGUCAUAAAAGUACACAUCUUGGAGAGAAGCCUCAUGAAUGUAAUCAAUGUGGUAAAGCCUUUUCAUGUCACAGUAGUCUCCAAUAUCAUAAAAGAACACAUACUGGAGAGAAACCUUAUGAUUGUAAUCAAUGUGGUAAAGCCUUUUCACAACACAGUAAUCUCCAAAGACAUAAAAGAACACAUACUGGAUAG